Zea mays is the source of this 2274-nucleotide messenger RNA. RefSeq lists its product as uncharacterized. NCBI's taxonomy places the organism in Eukaryota, Viridiplantae, Streptophyta, Magnoliopsida, Poales, Poaceae. Gene Ontology annotation, cellular component: membrane. Gene Ontology annotation, biological process: transmembrane transport. The record is from RefSeq and is a predicted model, not a curated record. Gene Ontology annotation, molecular function: carbohydrate transmembrane transporter activity. The transcript is spliced from 2 exons. Bases 276 to 1418 code for a protein of 380 amino acids.
UGCUACUGCCUACCACUUUAGGUCCAUCUCUCAUCUCAUAUAUACACAAUGCAUGCUCCAGCUUCAUGGAACAGCUGCUGAGUUCCUCUCACAACAGAAACUAUCCUAUGUUCAAAACGAGAAAUAUAGCUCUGUUGUUGCUAGCUUGCUCUGAAACUCUGAAUGAAGCACUCCACGCGUGUCAUGACGCCUAGCUAGCCUGUUCCGCUGUUCGUCCUGAGGUAGCUGACCCCUGUCCUGAUCAUUCGAUCGGCCAUCAAGGCGGUGUCUCCGAGAUGGAGCCGUUCAUGCGGCGCUUCUUCCCGCGCGCCCUGGAGCGGAUGGCGUCGGCCAAGGGGAACGAGUACUGCAUCUACGACAGCCAGACGCUGACGGCCUUCACGUCGUCCCUGUACGUGGCCGGGCUGGUGGGCUCGCUCGUGGCCAGCCGCGUGACCAAGGCGACGGGCCGGCGGGCCAUCAUGCUCAUGGGAGGCGCCCUCUUCUUAGCCGGGGGCGCUGUGACCGGCGCCGCCGUCAACAUCGCCAUGCUCAUCGUCGGCCGCAUUCUGCUCGGCUUCGGCGUCGGGUUCACCAGCCAGGGGCUAAAACUGAGCAAGGUCCUCAAAGCACAAAGUGAUGUGGAACUCUCCCAACUUCGAAAAGAGGUCAGCGAGCUAAGAAAAGACACCGCGAAAAACACUAAAACGCUAACUACUUUGUCCAAAGAUUUUCUUGAAUGCAAAAACAUGGUCAAGGGUCUAACGGAGCAGAAGGAUGUAAUUCAGUCUGUCUUGGAGGCCAAGUAUAAAAGGAUUAGUGCCGAAGCCAUCAAGAAACAGGAAGAAAACAAUUCAGAAAUUUUUGGGCUUCUACAUCAGCUUGUCGAAGGUAACAAGAAGAAUCAUGAUAUCUUUGACGAACUUGCUGAAGAGAAGAAAAAGACCACUCAAUUGCUAAUAUCCAUGGCUGCUAUGCAAUCAACAGUGGAUUCUCUCUACGACAUAUGCUCAUGCUGCAAGCAACACAUGUAUGAUACCUUAUCUUUGGUUAGGGCACGACCGAAGCAGAUGAUCUUCAAGGAUGCGGAUACCAGCAAAGCUCUUAGAUGGAUGGAUGGCGAGGUUAAAGGUUUUUCCCCUGUCUUGGAUUCAAGUGGUGACUACUACGCCUUGGCCAAUGCACGAGGCAUUGCCUGCAUUCUAGAGAAGGCUGAUUGCUCCCACCUAAAGAUGAUGACACUAGGACUUAAACACUUUGGUGAACAACAUCCAAACCCCUUCAAACAUAAGGAUGUGCAGCAAAGGGGGAAUGAGGUAGCACGGGCCAAUGUCAAAGCUAAUAUGAAAAAAGUUGUGUUGGUCACUUGCUUCGGAUUGCUAUGUACAAUCAUAAAAAGGCAACACAAUGUUAAAAAGAUAAUCAAUCUUCAUUCUUAAGCAGAAAACGAAGGUUGAGACUUAACCAGACAAGUCAUGACUUAAUUGCAUAAAUAUAAUAUCGUAUUUCUCCUCUUUCGAAGGUUCCACAGAAUGAAUUAGAGCGAAGAGCGAAGGUGCUUUAGAGAAAAGAUUACACAACAAUUGUCCUGCCCUCCAAAAGGUAAUUUAUGCAGGACACUAUUCAUCUAUUUAUAGAGAAUCGUACAACUUCGUACGAAAUUACAUUUACACCCACAAGGACUACACACAUGAUUUACAAAUAAUGCAAGGGCAACAUUGUCUUUUGCUUUUAGCAUUCAGGAUGACUCUUCCUUGCAUCGUCUCCCUGUGUCGCUAUGACAAAGUUAGCUUCGUCGCCCCUCUAAUGUCCUGCAUCGAAGGUGUUCUAGUGCCGAAGCUCCUAUAAUACUUGGCAACCAAUGGUUAAACGUGUUUUUAAGGACCUUUAAAAGACCAAGGCCCCAACAAGUUGGUUAUUCACCUUUCAUUUAUUUUUGCAUUAUUCUUCUAGUAUUGAGUCCUUAUAUUUUCCUUGUCGAAGGUGGAUGAGUUGGCUAAGAAACACAAAGAGGCGUAGAAAAUCAAGUUGACCAAAGUAAAGAAAAAAGAUGAGGGUCAUUCAGUGUCGCCCGCUGACUAGGUGUAAAGCUUGUACACUAGGGCGUUGACAAAGAUUCGUUAUGGUGGAGAUAUCUCAACCUUUGAUUCCGCUAAGGACCCAUCACCAGGAGCUAAUUUAGGGGUAUUUAUCGAGGUUAGUUGACCCUGAUAAAAUUUAUAAAUAUUUUAACAAAACACUGUUAAAGUUCAUAAAUAUCUACAUUAUAUAACAAAACUUAGGCUUUUCGUAUCU